Molecule: messenger RNA, 1190 nt
Organism: Helianthus annuus (common sunflower)
Lineage: Eukaryota; Viridiplantae; Streptophyta; Magnoliopsida; Asterales; Asteraceae
Exons: 6
Coding region: 294-1085 (263 amino acids)
Source: RefSeq, a predicted model, not a curated record
CCCUACCAACAAUAGUGGGUGAAUCAGUAAUAACAAAACUAUUGAGAUAAGUUUUAAAGCUUAUUGAGAAAUAUUGAUUGUGUUUCUAUAAAUACUUUACCGUUUAAUUUUGUAAAAAACCUUCAUAUUUAAUUUUCAGAUAUGGAUCCAAUGAACAACAGUCCUUCAUUUUUAAAGCUUAUUCAGGAAGAUGACCAGAUAUUUUUGCAAAUACCUAAUGACUUUGCUUCAAUGAUUUGGGGAGACCAACCACCUUACAAAGAUUCAGUUAAGAUUGUUGAUGGCAACAAGUUAUGGUUUGUAAGACUGAAAAAAAAACUGAUGUUGGCCAUGUUCUUGCGGAUGGCUUCACCAAAGUUGUUCGGGAUAGUUGUAUAAGAAAAAAUAACUAUCUUAUGUUUCAGUCAUUUGGACAAUCAUCAUUCUUUCUAAUGGUGUUUAAAUCAUUUGUUCAUCAAUACUGCUUUAUAUCCAAAAUCACACCUGACAAAGACGUUAUUGUCAUGGCUGAUGAAUUUUGGAGGCAAUUUUAUGGGAAAAAUUUCAAAGGUGGUCAAUCAACUCUUUAUUUAGGAGAUAGAUUUUGGAACGUUAAGAUGGACGGAUUAACUGACAACUGUGUUUUUACUCAUGGAUGUUCUAAGAUGGUAAACGAUCUUGCCUUAGACAGCCGAUCUAUCUUUGUCUUUUCAAUGGUUGGAAAUAAAAUUUUCGAGCUUUCAGUCUUUAAUCAUCAAACCAGUACUCAAAUUCAGAACAACAAGGUUGAGUUAGUUGUUUUGGAUGACUCCAUCUAUGGUGAUGAUGGUGAUGAUUUGGUUAUUGCGUCCGAACAUAAGGAGAAGUGUAGUACUGCCGAAACUGACUUUCAGGAAAGUGUUGUUGUGGAAUGUGAAGACGACAAAUUUCAGUUGACAAGUUUUGAGUCUGUGUUCAAUGAUAUUGAUGAUUCGAAGUUUGAUAACUUUUUCUCAUCUCUACUUGAAAUGGAAGACCUUAAGAAGAAGGACAAAAGCAACUUUGAGAUAGACCUGAACAAAUUUUUGAUACCGAAGAAUAACUCCCAUGUAUAUCUGAUUACUUAAGUAUUAUAUAAUUCAAUGUAUUAAUUCAUUCUAUAUUAAUAAUUUUUAUACUCUUUUGUUUUAUAGGUUGAUCCUACACGAAAAACAAAUAUUUUUAUUUCUGAA